Solenopsis invicta (red fire ant) is the source of this 4995-nucleotide messenger RNA. RefSeq names its product MLX-interacting protein (gene Mondo). Gene Ontology annotation, biological process: regulation of transcription by RNA polymerase II. Gene Ontology annotation, cellular component: nucleus. Lineage: Eukaryota; Metazoa; Arthropoda; Insecta; Hymenoptera; Formicidae. The record is from RefSeq and is a predicted model, not a curated record. Gene Ontology annotation, molecular function: RNA polymerase II cis-regulatory region sequence-specific DNA binding; protein dimerization activity; DNA-binding transcription factor activity, RNA polymerase II-specific. The transcript has 16 exons. Bases 401 to 3466 code for a protein of 1021 amino acids.
CUCCGUCAGCUGUGCGUAGUGGCGCGCGUGGUCGGCUCGUCCGCGCGCGGCGGCCAGUCGUGUAUCGCGGGCGAUUGUGGGCAAUGCGGACUUGUGCGUAAAUGGCGUCGCCGUGCCGUUAUGAGUCGCGAGUGCGUGUCGUGCAGUAACGCGUACGGGCCGCGUCCGGGCGCGGCGCCUCGCGGCCCAGCCUGAGCGAGAGCGUGUGUGCAGCGAACGCGAACGCGCGGAGUACUCCUUCUCCUCCCCCCUUCGCCGACGUGAUCGGGGAGGAAAUAAGUUUUUCGGAGCGUGUGUGCCGUCUCCGGGCCGUGCGUCGGCCACAUCGUCGACGCAGUGGCGACAUAGGAAAACGGUGACGAGAGUUGUGCUAGGUCCAGAAGGGAAUCUCGGUGCCGAGAUGCAGGCGGAAUUGAUGUACCGUAAACCAUCGACGAUGACGAGCCAGGGCGGUUUUCAUCAUGUCGGCAACGAUAAUCAGCGGGAGAAGAACGGUGGACGGGAUUCGCGGGAGACGAUACACUCGGGCCACUUCAUGGUGUCCGACUUCGAGGCCGAGGCGCAGGACGACGAGGACGACCUCGCCGUGCCGGUGCCGGACCAGGAGGAGCAGAUCACCAAAUUCUCAAUUCCGCCGGGUUUCUUCCACGACAGAUUCGCGAGUUCGUUGAACGAUAAGAACACCUCCCAGCAGCUGAGCAUCGAGACGUCCUUGAACAAACUCUUCCAGUGCAUGUCUCUCGCCUACAGACAGAAGCUGACAUCGCCUAAGUGGAAUCGCUUCAAAGGCAUCAGACUAAGAUGGAAGGACAAGAUCAGAUUGAACAACGUAAUUUGGAGAUGCUGGCAUAUGCAAUUUAUAUUGAAGCAAAACACGCUGGUGUGCCAGUUUGCAUCGCCACUUGAUGUGGAUACUCACAAUAAGCCCGAGGCGGUGGUGUUAGAGGGAAAAUACUGGAAACGAAAGCUCGCGGCCGUCACAGCGGAAUACAAAAAAUGGCGUAUGUUCUACCGAAACAAGAUCCUUGGCUGGACGAACAAAGAUGGUACAGAGAUGAUGGAAUCAAUGGAUAUGCUGGAUUGGGGCGGUAUGUACGGGACCACCGGUAGCUUUGGUACGGGUACGGGAAAUGCAUUUGGGAAUGCGAGCGGUGCUUCGGGUGGGGAAAGCAUGAUGGUUGACGAAGAUUACAUGGAACUGAUGACUGACACCCUCUUUUCAACCAUUAGCUCGAAUCAGCCAUUAUACUUUCCUGAUCCUAGAGAAAUUGCACGAGGUGCCAGCCUAGCGGACUUCAUUCAACCUAGUCUGGGUCCCUUACAACCUAACCUGGAUGAUUUCAUGGACACCCUAGAACCAUUGCAAGAAUUCCUAAACUCAAAAUUGCCUCCCGUACCCGAAGAGGACGAUAUGUUCCGGAAUAACACUCUAAAUACUAAUUAUUCCGAUUUGGACUUGAUGACGCCAAUUAACCAGAUGAACGAAAUAGGCGAGCAUCCGACGAUAAAGAACGAGCAGACCUCGCAACAGCAACUGCCUCGGGAAGAGCAAGAGGCUAGCAUGCAGAAUCUCCAGUACACCGCCAAGAUAUAUACUCAGCCUCAACCUGAAGCAACAAAUGUGUAUAGGAAUAACAUAGUUAUGAGUGAAGAUUACACUCUUCAGCCGAACUUCGAGGCAUCCAUCAUCACGAAUCAAUCCAUACGAGAAAAGACUAGAGGCAGCAGAGCGACAUCGUCGAGAAAUAGUCACGUGAUACAGCAAUCCCAGCAGCAGCAGCAGCAGCAGCAACGUCAGCAGAAUAUAUAUCAGACGACUGUGCAACAACAAAAUUCAGGCUUCCAAACGCAGCAGCCGCAGUCUUACGCGAUGGAGAUUCAGGCGGUGCGAUUAACACCGGUGCAAAACCAACCGCAAUCCGUACAGAUCACGACGCUGAAUGAUCAGUCGGCGGUUAGUCGGAUACCGGCGAUCACCGCCGUGCAAAACCUGGUGACGGUACAGCAUAAUUACCCCGGGCAAGCCGUCAAUUCGCAGUUGCAGACUCAGCAUCAAGCAAUAAGGCCCUUGCCGACCGCUUCGCCGAUGUCUAGCAAACCUUAUAAGAUUGUUCAGCCGCAGCAGCAGUGCUAUAAGUUUCCGAACCUUGUACAGAACCUUAAUGCUCAACCAUGUAAAUUUAGCGCCAAUAGUUUCAAGACGCAUCCCACGCAACAAGUGGUAUCGGUUUCUUCGACGGAACAAUCGUCACAAUCACAAAUAUUGCUGCAGUGUAGGCCAUCUGGUUUAGACCUUACCGCAUCCACUUUGCAUACCAAGCUGUUACCUCAACCAACGACGUCUAACACAGAGAAAGACGAGAUCUUUGCCGUACCCAAGUAUCAAAUAAAAAGCAGAAACAGAUCACGAAGCAGCUCCUCUUUAACGGCGCCUAGGAUACAUCCACCGCCACUAGUAUCUGCAGUGAGCGACCCAGCCCUAAAUCUAAAUAACAAUGUUUUACUUGCACAUUUACUCACUAAUAAAGUAACGCAAGUAACAACAGCGCAACACAUCACGACACCAGUGACUGUACAGACAAUGCAGACUUCUAAUAUACAGCAGACGCAACCACAGCGACAGACAAUGCAACCAUCCACAGCCCAACAGAUUCUCUUAAAUGCAAACAACCAAACGCACCAAUCCCACAAUAGCCCAAUAGGUUCACCAAAGGAUAGCAGCUCUAACGCACACAGUCCCCAAGGUUUAAGUCUUAGCCCUCUACACAGUCCCAUGAGCAUAGGUAGCCCUUUAUCGCCCACUCGUGGAUACUUGAAGAAUGAAUCGGAAAGAGGACAAUAUAAAGAGCAGAGGCGAGUUGGCCACAUUCAUGCGGAACAAAAGCGUAGAUAUAACAUUAAGAAUGGCUUCGACUUGCUGCACAGUCUGAUACCGCAGCUUAGUCAGAAUUCCAACGCGAAACUGAGCAAAGCUGCGAUGCUACAGAAAGGGGCGGAUUAUAUCCGGCAACUUAAAGCGGAGAGAUAUCAGUUAAAGGAAGAAAUGGAAAGCUUGAAACAUCAAAUCGAGUGCCUUAAUACGUCUAUUAGUAAUUGUCAAUCUAUGCUUCCUGCAACGGGUGCUCCAGUUUCUAGACACAGGACCAGCAAAAUGAAAGAAAUGUUUGAUGAAUACGUACGUGUGCGCACGCAAGAAAACUGGAAAUUCUGGAUUUUCAGUAUAUUAUUAGAACCAUUGAUGUUGUCCUUCAAUGCUUCAGUUUCAACUGCGAACAUUGAGGAUUUGUACAGAAGUACAUUAGUGUGGGUAGAUCAACAUUGUUCACUCGUCGAUCUCAGACCAGCUGUUCUGAAUUCUCUAAAGUCUCUUUGUACUGCCACUGAUAUUCUAUCGGACCCAACUCGCCUUCCUGAAGAAGCGCUUGCGGCAGUUAAUCGAACAGAACGCCGACGAUCCAUGCAAUGAUCAAGUGCGUGAAUUCAACAGCGUGUUUGUAUAAAAAAAGUUUAAGGUUUAAAUAUAUAUGUAAGGGAUGAUAGUUACCGUAUAAUUUAAGUUAGUCUAUGCAAAACAAAAAGAAAACGCAACAUUCGGUUAAUCAGUAAUCGAAACGCAGACGAAGAAAUAAAAAUUUAAGUGCAAUUCCUCUUUUUAUUGCAAUAUCACGUUAAAGCUGUAAAAUUUAUAAUAGCAAAUUAUAUAAGAAAUUAUAUAGAAAUUUUUAUAGAUUUCAAUAAAAAAAUAUAUAUGCAUACUAUACAGUUACAGUAUGUAUGCUGAUGGUGUACAGUACGUCAUUGAUGUGGCACAAUCAUUACAAAUCAUUACAGAUAAUUACUUUUUUAUAAAAAAACAUUUGUAUUUUUUUUCACAUUUCUUUUGCACAAUUGUAUGUGAUACUUUCAUUACUGUAAAGCUAUACGCAAGAUCAAAAAAACAUUCUGUCUUUACUGAAUGAUUUAUAAAACGUAACAGUAAGGAAAAGUUACUAUAUAUUAUACAAUUUUUACGCAUAACAUUUAUGAUAAACAUUAUUCCACUAUUUUGAGAGGUAUUUUUCAGCUUAAUAGCUUAAUAACGAUUAAGAAUAUAAAAAUUAAAAAUUGGAUAAAUAAUUUAAGCUUUUAUGUUAAUAUUUUCACUUUUUUUUGAAAAAUGUUUUACAUAAAUUAUGUGAUUAGAAAUUUAUAAUGUAGCUAUUAAAACAAUAUAGAUCGUACUGUAAAUAAAUUUUUUUAGCUUUAGACCAUUUCUUGGUGGAAGUAAUACGAUGAAAUAUAAUGUGUUAAAAGUAAUAGAACCAGUGCCAUAAACGUUCUGUUAGACUGCAAAGACAAAGAGUUGAAAAGAUUAAUUUCUGGGAAACGUGACUUGAAAAAUAGAGAUGCAAAUAAUCUUCUUCGUUUAAAUAUGCCGCAAUUAAAUUAUAUUGUACAAUUACGCCAGUAAGAGGUGUAUAUACUUUAUAUAGUUUAUAAUUGCGUGGAAACGAUAAAAAGGGGGUUGCUCAUAAGUUAUAUGUUCACAUCAUUAUGUAAAAUGAGAUCUUUAAUGUGGGAAUUCAUGUGAUAAUGUACAAAUCAUUUGCAAAAGAUUUCAACACCGAAUAUAGCUUAAGCUAUAAAGGGCUUCUGCAUAUUGUAGUGUUUCUGUUGAUGUAAAAUGAUGUACAUAUAGUCUGAUGUUAAGAGAUAACACAAUGCUUAAUUCUCUAGAAGUUGAAUUUUUUUCAAAUCCAGACCCUUCAUUGCGUCAAUUGAUACUUUGCUCUGUUAAAUUUGUUUUGUUUUAGAGCAUAAAGGAUGUUAUUUUUUCUUUUAUACAAUAUAUAGAUGCCCUCACUCAACUUACAUCGUGUAUGUACAAUGCAUAAGUGAUAAAAUAAUAUAAGUGAACUCAUCGAAGGGAUGUUUUUUUUGUACAAUAUGUAUCAUAUAAUCAUAAAGAUUCACAUGUUAUUAUUCAGCUGUUAUAACAACAUGAAGAAAUCUAAA